AUGGAUGAGUACUCGUUUAGAAUUGCAAACAGAAUUGUUGGAAACCAUAAGAAAGCUCCAGGUAUCGAGAUUACUUUGAGUGGUCCAAAGUUGUUGUUUCAUCAUGAUGUCGUUGUUGCUAUCACUGGUGGAAAGGCAGAAGUUGAUGUGAACGGAAAUCCAGUUGACCAGUGGGCGCCUAUUUUCAUCAAGGCCGGUGACAAGUUGUCCAUUGGUAAAUUGAGCACUGGUUGCAGGGCCUACUUGGCUAUUAGAGGUGGUAUUGAUGUCACUGAGUACUUGGGAUCUCGCUCAACAUUUGCACUUGGAAAUUUGGGAGGCUACAAUGGCCGUGUAUUGAAAUUGGGAGAUGUCUUAUUUUUGGGACAACCAGAAUUACCCAGUUGUACCUUACCAUCUGCUGUUUCGGAACCAACUAAAAUCCCAGAAUCUUUGAUUCCCUCUUAUGAUUUCAAUGCCAACAAGAGCUGGAAGGUAGGUGUAACGUGUGGUCCUCAUGGAUCGCCAGAUUUCUUCAAACCAGAAUCUGUCGAUGAAUUCUUCUCCGCCAAAUGGAAGAUCCACUAUAACUCCAACAGAUUUGGAGUCCGCCUUAUUGGACCAAAGCCUCAAUGGGCCAGAAAGGAUGGAGGUGAAGCAGGUUUGCAUCCCUCCAAUGCUCAUGAUUAUGUUUACUCUUUGGGUGCCAUUAAUUUCACUGGUGACGAGCCUGUCAUAUUGACUUGUGACGGUCCUUCAUUGGGAGGUUUCGUUUGUGAGGCUGUGGUAGCUGAAGCUGAAAUGUGGAAGAUUGGACAAGUCAAACCUGGGGACACCAUCCAAUUUGUACCUCUUUCUUUUGAAGAUGCCAAGCUGUUGAAGUCCAAACAGGAUUCGCUUGUUGAAAGCUUGCAAGGAGAGUUACCUUCUAUUGAAACCAAAGCGUUGCCCAAACCAGAAAAUCCUGUUCUCGGUGAAGUCCAAGUUUCUCCUAAUGCUCCCAAGGUCGUUUACCGUCAAGCUGGUGACAGAUACAUCUUGGUCGAGUAUGGUGAAAAUGUAUUGGAUUUGAACUUGAGCUACAGAAUUCAUAAGCUCAUUGAAAUGGUCAAGGAUAACAAAACCAAGGGAAUUGUUGAGAUGUCUCAAGGUGUGAGAUCCGUGUUAGUUGAGUUUGACUCUGAGGUUACUCAGAAACAACUUUUGCAAACUCUUAUCUCUUACGAAAAGGAGAUUGUCUUUGAGAACAAAUGGAAGGUUCCUUCUCGUGUUAUCAAAUUACCUAUGGCUUUUGAAGACGAGAAGACCCUCGCUGCUGUCAAGAGGUACCUGGAGACCAUUAGAGCCGAAGCUCCAUGGUUACCCAACAACGUCGACUUUAUUGCUAGUAUCAAUGGAGUUGAUAGAAGUGAUGUCAAGAACAUGAUGUACACUGCCCGGUUUUUGGUUCUUGGAUUGGGAGAUGUCUUCCUCGGUGCACCUUGUGCGGUUCCUUUGGACCCAAGACACAGAUUAUUGGGUACCAAAUAUAACCCUUCGCGUACUUACACACCAAACGGUACCGUUGGAAUUGGUGGAAACUACAUGUGUAUCUACACCAUGGAGUCUCCUGGUGGAUAUCAGUUGGUAGGACGUACAGUUCCAAUUUGGGACAAGUUGUCGUUGGGUUCACACUCUGUUAAUCCAUGGUUGCUUUCACCUUUCGAUCAGGUUGAGUUCUAUCCUGCUUCCGAAGCUGAGGUGGAUGAAUGCUCUGAACGUAUGAAUGCUGGUAAGUUCAAGGUUGAAAUUGUGGAUUCCGUCUUUGAUCAUGGUGCAUACUUGAAAUGGGUGCAAGAGCAUUCUGCUUCGAUUGAGGAAUUCCAGAAAAACCAAGGCGGGGAGAAACUAGAGGAGUUCAACCGCUUGAUUCAAAUUUCAAAUGCUGAAUUGGCAACGAAUGGGGGUGUUAAGUUGGGAGAGGAUGAAAAGUUUAGCGACGAUGCCGAAUUGGUAUACUCUGAGUACUCGGGACGAUUCUGGAAACCAUUGGUAGCUGUUGGCGACGAAGUCAAACAGGGUCAAGGUUUGAUUGUAGUGGAAGCCAUGAAGACAGAGAUGGUGGUGAAUGCGACUCGUGGAGGUAAAGUUGUCAAGAUCUUCCAUGAUAAUGGAGACAUGGUUGAUGCGGGAGAUUUAGUGGUGGUUAUUGAAUAG
Meyerozyma guilliermondii ATCC 6260 is the source of this 2175-nucleotide messenger RNA. It is a transcript of the gene DUR1,2, whose product is annotated as bifunctional urea carboxylase/allophanate hydrolase. The transcript has a single exon. The record is from RefSeq and is a predicted model, not a curated record. NCBI's taxonomy places the organism in Eukaryota, Fungi, Ascomycota, Pichiomycetes, Serinales, Debaryomycetaceae. The coding region runs from base 1 to 2175 and encodes 724 amino acids.